AUGGUCACAAAGGUAGCAUCGCAGUCAAGCAGAAAAGUAGGAAAGACAGGGGAAGAGAGAAGGAGAAGUAGCGGUACUCAAAAAGCAGCAGCUGGAAGCUCGAAAGCAGCUGUUGCAGCUGAAGAAGAUGAGAAAAUCACAGAAACCGCAAGUUUACCCCUAGGAAAAGCAUUAGCAUCAACCGAGAAAUCAAUCAGAGAUGAUGCAAUACGCUCAUUGGCAGCAUACUUAAGUCAAGCAGACGCUUUGAACGCUGAACCUCUAUCUGAUCUAGAAAUGGCAAAAUUAUGGAAAGGAAUCUUUUAUUGUUUUUGGAUGUCUGAUAAGCCAAGGGUACAACAAGCUCUAGCGAAUGAAAUGGCAGAAAUACCUUUAAGUAUUCAAAAAUCGUUGAAGAACCAGCAACAAAUCUCAAAUACCGCUUGGCAAUUCUUUGAAGGAUUUUUGGAUUCAAUGGUACGUGAAUGGUGGGGAUUGGAUAAAUGGCGAGUGGACAAAUUUAUGAUGUUGGUAAGAAGAUUCAUCAAUGCUGGAUUCCGUCUUUUGGAUUUGCAAGGAUACGAAAAGGAAUCAGUUGAAAGAUUUGCGACAAUGUUGAUCAAGCCGGGCGGUAUCUUGCAAGCAAAUGAUGUCAAAACGCCAAACGGAUUGAUGUAUCACGUCUGCGAUAUUUAUCUAGAAGAACUAGACAAAGCUCUUUCGAUGGAAGCAGAGGAAGAAGAUGAUACCAAGACUGUGCCAAUCACAUCCCUUCUGAAGCCAUUCAUUGAUAUGGCUGCCGCUUGUCAUGCUUCUCAACAUUUCGACCGAAUGCUCAAAGCUGUCAUUGUUCCAUAUCUGGAUGACUGCUUAGUGUCAGAAACUGAGCAGAAUGCAAGGAACAACGUUGAUCGGGCUAGCAAACGUCAGAAAAGAAGUACAGAUGGCGGAUCCCAAUGCGAAUAUCCCAACAUCUUCAAAAGAGCCAAUGCAAGUGCAACCGAAUUACGCUCUCAGGUUUUCUCUGAGCUCUUCGACGUUGCAAGCCGAGCAGAAAGUGUUGAAGCACGCAGAAGACGGAUCUACAAGAUGUGUAGAGAAGAGGAGGAACGAUUAGAGGACGAGGAAUGA
Meira miltonrushii is the source of this 1110-nucleotide messenger RNA. RefSeq names its product Nop52-domain-containing protein. NCBI's taxonomy places the organism in Eukaryota, Fungi, Basidiomycota, Exobasidiomycetes, Exobasidiales, Brachybasidiaceae. The record is from RefSeq and is a predicted model, not a curated record. Gene Ontology annotation, biological process: rRNA processing. Gene Ontology annotation, cellular component: nucleus; preribosome, large subunit precursor; preribosome, small subunit precursor. The transcript has a single exon. The coding region runs from base 1 to 1110 and encodes 369 amino acids.